This is a messenger RNA of Pisolithus orientalis, 704 nucleotides long. RefSeq lists its product as uncharacterized. The transcript is spliced from 2 exons. The record is from RefSeq and is a predicted model, not a curated record. Bases 70 to 474 code for a protein of 134 amino acids. NCBI's taxonomy places the organism in Eukaryota, Fungi, Basidiomycota, Agaricomycetes, Boletales, Pisolithaceae.
AGCUCCGCCGCAUCAUUCGAUGUGACAUCUGCUACGGGUGAAGACCUCCGAUCACAAUCGGCCCUUGAUAUGCUCAAGGAUAUCAGCUUUUGGGUACUCGCCUUCAUAGUAUUUGUCAUCCUUGGUUCGUGCGAGAUGGUCAUUUCCAACGUCGGCACAAUCGUACUCUCCUUGCCUUCACGAUACUUGCCAACAACAGCUUUCGAUGGUAUACCCUCCGACGAUAUUGCUACCUCUACGCAAGUCAGAACUAUAUCCAUCGCGAAUACGGUUUCUCGCUUUGUCGUGGGUCCUCUUGCAGACUUCGUAUCUCCUGUCCCAUCGCAUCCGCAACCCAACUCUCGAGGUGCAUACAGGAAGCAUCUCGUCAGCCGUCUCGUAUUCCUUGCCUUCUCGUCGUCUCUCCUCGUAUGUACGUGCUUGUGGACGGUCGUCGGUAUCCGUUCCCAGGCUGCCUUGUGGACACUGAGGUAAGAUAUCGACCUUCUGCCUUCUAUGUAUACUAGUCUUGCGCACAAACCUAAUACCUUACAGUGUCGGAGCAGGCAUCGCAUAUGGCUGCGUCUUCACCAUUCUGUGCGUCCAUCACUUCCCUUCCCUCCAGGGGCUUCUACUUAACACCACCUCGCUUUUCACAGACCCUCUCUGGUCUCUUCCAUAUGGGGUAUCCACAAUCUCGGACGCAACUACGGUAUCCUCAUUUA